Molecule: messenger RNA, 2354 nt
Organism: Limanda limanda (common dab)
Lineage: Eukaryota; Metazoa; Chordata; Actinopteri; Pleuronectiformes; Pleuronectidae
Exons: 5
Coding region: 128-1384 (418 amino acids)
Source: RefSeq, a predicted model, not a curated record
UGCACGGAUGUAAACCCUCCUGCUGUCUCCAAGUGAACGCACAGAUGACGAGAGGACGCUGGGCUGGUGGAUAGAGGAGCUCCACACACACAGCUCCACACACCACAGUGUCAUCUCUGCUGGAGCCAUGGACGCGCUGCAGGCGGAGCAUGCUGGAGAAAACCCGGAGGAGAAGUACCGCGCUCUGGCCUAUGACACGGCUCUGAGCACCCUGGUGGCGGUGGCCGUGUACGUGGUGGUGAAGGUGAGCCUGGACGGCCUCAGGACGUGGCGAGCCCGGAUCUCGGUGCUCGUCGUGGGCUCGGGACCCGUGGGGCUGGCGGCCGCGCUGGUCGCUGUCCGCUCCGGGAAGGUGCUGAAACUCACCGUGCUGGACGAGCGGUACCGCAGCGCGCUGCUGUGCCGGCCCCAGCAGAUCGCGCUGGAUCCCCGGAGCGUGAAGUUCCUGCUGGGACUCGGGGUGGACUUUGACAACAUGGAGGGCUGCUGGCACGACGAGCACUUCUUCACCAGGAUAGGCGUGUUCCAGGAGUACCUGCUGAGCAUCCUGGAGCAGAAGAAACAGAAGGUGGAGGUGAAGGUGCAGCUGGGAACCAAGUUCAGUGAGGAAUACCUGCGCCGCAUCCCUCAGACUGACUGGCCGAGUGUGAUCGUGGUGGCUGACGGGUCGUGCGGUGACUCCUGUUCGGUGCUGGGCAUCAGCUCCGACUACACCGUGGAUUCCUGCCAUGCCUAUGGAGCUAAUGCAACAAUAGAGAGACUAGACCAGAGACAGGUCCCCACUCCUGAGAUCCGUGCCCACAGUCUCUACUUUGACCUGUCAGCUUACGGAGUGGAGGCCCUCCGAGAGCACCGGAACCCCACCGCCAAGCCCGGCUUUCACCUGAAGAUCUACGGCACCUUCAGAAACCGCUACAUGGCCCUCGUCUGCCCCACAUCGGACACCAAGAUGGUUCGCUUCCUCAGGCACACGGCCAACUCUUCAAUCAUGAAGAACAUUUUCCACCAGUCCUUCAACGCCUACAAGACGGACAUCGAGCCUCGUCUCAGCGAUGUGACGCACCAGCACAUGCAGUGCAGCCGCCGGCUCUUUGAGAUCCAGCUGUCACACAGACGCAUCAGCGCUGCUUACAUCGAGGGGGACAACGUGGCGGUCACUGUGGAGGGGGAGGCGGCACGAGUCCUCAACUUCGACACAGGUUGUGGGGUAAAUCUAGGUAUGCGUGGUCUGGAGUCUAUGGCGUCGUUCAUUUACAAAACAGCCACCGCCGUGGACCAGAACGAUAUUCUCGAAGCGCUGUCGGCGAAGAUGCAGCACUCCAGACAAGUGGCUGAGACCUUCAGGCAGACGGGCCUGGCUGAAUCAAUGUAUGAAUCCUGGUGAAUGCAUAACAGCAACUAGUGGAAAGUGCUGGUGGAUCAUCGAUGUUUACAAACGAAUGUUUACAUGAAUCACGAGUCUGAAGCUGGAAUGAACCACUAAUGGUUUCCCGCUGAAUGGAGCUGAAUGAGCAGUGAACAGCUGGAUAAUGGAUGUAAACGUGGCCAUAAGUCUUUGUGACGUUCAGUGAAUAGAUCUGCUCUUAAGGGAGAAUAGAUAUGGCUUCAUUUUUCCAUAUGUGCUCUUCUGAUUUUCAGCUUACAAAGCUUGAUAAUACAGGAAGAGAUGUAUAAACUCUAACAGCUGCAGUGAAACACUAACGGCUGCUUUGAGUUUUAAUGCACUGGAUUUGUCUGUAAAGUGUUCGACUAGUGGGAAUGUGGAAACUCUGUGCUCUUCAUUAUAUUCACUACUGUCAUCUUCUUCUUUUAUGAGGGAGAGAAGUGACUGGAUUUUUCAGAACUGGUUCAAUUUGCUCAGUGGACAAUAAGGGAACACGUGUGUGGAGUCAUAUGACGUGAGGAUGCAGCUGCUCCAGAGUUAUAUCACCGAGCCUUUUGUCUUUUUGUUUGUUCGACAAUGUGCUGAUAAUCGCGGUUAUUAUGUUGUGAGUCAUUUGCUGUAGUGGCUUAUUUUCUGUGCAACUUUUAUAAAUGAAGAUUUCAAAAAUAAGGGACUGGAACAAUAUUAUGGAGAAACUGUAUUAUUAUAGAUGUAUAUUAAUUAUUCAAAUUUUCACUUUUCUUGUAAUAAUUUUCUCAAGGGGAUCUGAAAGGACAUUAGAAUGACCCAUUUUUAAGUAUAUUAUUUCAGAUGAAGGAGACUGUGCUGACGACAAUGUCCUGCUCCUUUUGAAGUGCCAAUAAAGAUGAACACAUCGAUUUAAUAAGAAUGAUAUGGAUCUUUACACGAAACCCCUUUCAUUGGGUUAGUCUUAGAUAAUAUUUAAUAAGUAUCUGAUAUCAAAGUUAAA